UUUAUUGUUCAGAGUGAAUGAAGCUUCAUGUCGAUGUUUCACCUCUGAUUUAUCUCCCGCUGCAAGGAGACUGAAGUUAGCUUCGUGUUAAAAAUGUCUAAAGUCCAAAUGCUGAGAGCGUCGGUGAAUCAGAGACUAACUGCGGCUGCUGAAGAGAUAUUUGUGCUGUUUGAAAGAACGAUAGCAGAGUACGAGGAGGAACUUUCUCGAUCUAAAGAGGAGAACGAGCGACAACGCAAACUACUGGACGCUGUUUUCAAGCCUCAACUUCAUCUACACAGAGCAGGUGUGCAAGAAGUGAUCAUUGGUGAAGAAGAGAAGCAGGAGACCAUCUUCAAUGUGAACCAAGACCCGGGUCCUCCACACAUUAAAGAGGAACAGGAGGAACUCUGGACCAGUCAGGAGGGAGAUCAGCUUCAAGAACUGGAAGAGGCUGAUAUCAUCAAGUUCACAUUCACUCCUGUUCCUGUGAAGAGUGAAGAUGAUGAAGAGAAACCUCAGUCCUCACAGCUUCAUCAAACACUCACUGAACAGAUGAAAACCGAAGCUGAUGGAGAGGACUGUGGAGGAUCAGAACCAGACAGGAACUCACAUCCAGAUACACAUUUACAACCUGAUACUGAUGACAAGACUUCAGACCAUGAUGAAUGGAAGGAGACUGGUGUACCUGUUGUAGUGAACUGUGAGCAGAGUUGUAAUGAGUUGGAAUCAUUAAGCUGCUGUGAGUGUGGUAAGAUAUUUAGCCAAAAGGGACACCUGCUCAUCCACCAGAGAAUUCACACAGAGGAGAAACCUUUCAGCUGCUCAAUUUGUGGUAAAAGACUAGUAAGCAAGGGGUCUCUUAAGAGACAUGUGCGAAUUCACACAGGAGAAAAACCCUUUAGUUGCUUGAUUUGUGGUAAAAGAUUUGUAUUCAAAGAGUCUCUUAGGAAACAUAUGAGAAUGCACACAGGAGAGAAACCCUUUACCUGCACAGUUUGUGGUAAAUCUUUUACUCAGUCAGGUCUGCGCUACCACCUGAAAACUCACACAAGAGAAAAACAAUUUAGUUGCUCAGUUUGUGGUAAAAGAUUCAACCAGGAGAUGACUUUACAGCUUCACAUGAGAACCCACACAGGAGAGGAGACCUUUAGCUGCUCUGAAUGUGGUAAACUAUUUGCUUUGAAAAUAUAUCUCAAUAAACACAUGAAAAUCCACACAGGAGAGAAACCAUUUAGCUGCUCUGACUGUUUUAAAAGAUUUAAUAAAAAGGGAAAUCUGCAGAGACACAUGAGAAUCCAUUCAAAAGAAACCACGUAGCUGUUCAUCUGUCCAGCUGACUGUUCACAAAGAGAAGAAACUGUUUUAUUUCAUUGUUUGUUACAAAAGAUUCAGUUGGUCUACAAAGUUCAAAAGACCCAAGUGUGUUGACGAGACCACAGCAGCAACUUUUCAUUUGCUCAUGUUCAUUGUACUUUAUGGUGGAGUUGCCUUA
Molecule: messenger RNA, 1474 nt
Organism: Scomber scombrus (Atlantic mackerel)
Lineage: Eukaryota; Metazoa; Chordata; Actinopteri; Scombriformes; Scombridae
Product: oocyte zinc finger protein XlCOF22-like
Exons: 2
Coding region: 94-1299 (401 amino acids)
Biological process (GO): regulation of transcription by RNA polymerase II
Molecular function (GO): RNA polymerase II cis-regulatory region sequence-specific DNA binding; DNA-binding transcription factor activity
Source: RefSeq, a predicted model, not a curated record